Molecule: messenger RNA, 279 nt
Organism: Tetrahymena thermophila SB210
Lineage: Eukaryota; Ciliophora; Oligohymenophorea; Hymenostomatida; Tetrahymenidae
Product: Sir2 family transcriptional regulator, putative
Exons: 2
Source: RefSeq, a predicted model, not a curated record
AUGAGCGAAUAGGGAUUUCUUACAAAACUACUCUUAGCAAUGAUGAUUAUUAUACAAAUAUGUUAAGCAUAGGAAACUGAAAAAGAUGAAUAAAAUAAACCUAAAUAGCAAGAAGAUGAUGAUGGAAAUAGCACAGUAGUUUACAUAUUAUUAGCUAUAUUAGGAGGAGGUUUCUUGUUCUUUUUAUAUAAUACUUGGAGAUGUCACAGAAACAGAUAAAUCGAAGAAGAUGAAUAAGAGUUUAAUAAAAUAGAAUUCUAAGAUCAUAAGGAGCCAUGA